AUGGACAAGUCAUUCCAGAGGUUCUCCCGUCCGAAAUACGACAUGCUAUCAUGUCGGAUUGAAAAAGUCCCGGAUGAAGGACAGCCAUGCGAGCAAGAAGGGUUUCGAAAAGGAUUCAGCACGAUUGACCACAUUCACACUGUUUCGAGACUCAUCGAGGUAUCACGAGAGUACAAGAUGCCGCCCUGUCUCACCUUCAUCGACUUAAAGAAAGCCUUCGACUCAGUUGAGACGGAAGCGGUCGUGGAAGCCUUGGACAACCAAGGCGUCCCCAUUCAGUACAUAAAGGUACUGCAGUAA
Messenger RNA from Necator americanus (New World hookworm), 300 nucleotides. RefSeq lists its product as uncharacterized. The transcript is spliced from 2 exons. The coding region runs from base 1 to 300 and encodes 99 amino acids. The record is from RefSeq and is a predicted model, not a curated record. Lineage: Eukaryota; Metazoa; Nematoda; Chromadorea; Rhabditida; Ancylostomatidae.